GUUGACAGAAAAUAAAAGUGAACGGUGGUAUUUCAAAAUUAAAAGAAGAAACGAGAUGCCUUUUUCAGUCAGCUAUAUGCUAACGGCGAUCAUAGUUAUCACUUGGCUUAUUUGCCAAAUAUACAGCCUCGAUGAUGUUGCAUAUUACCUUAUUUUGAUGCCAAUGCAGCUACAUGCUUGGGCAAUGAUUUUGUACGUCACAGUGGAGCCAAACUUGUUGAUCGCGCUCUUUUCCAUUGUUAUUCUUCUGAAGUACGGUAUUAGGUUAGAAAGGGUUAUGAGGAACAGGGUGGUCUAUUCAAUUUAUCUCAUGUUAUCAGCCCUUUUUACUGCAUCCGCUUUGUUAGUUAUUAACAUAAUGCUAAGCGCGAUCUGCAAAAGAAACCAUCGCAUGUAUUAUGGACCUUGGCCAGUACUUGAAGCAGUUCUUAUUGCUCAGUGUAAUAACGAUGGAUUCUCAACCAUUGGAUUACAAAAGUCAUCAUAUGGUGGAGUGGUGAAUGACGACAAGGUAUACAACCUUGACACUGGACGCAGGGAAAGUGUGCACGUCAAGUGGUCUCUUCGUGGAAACAAAAUUCGUGUGCAAUACCUACCGCAGUCUGUUGUACUUCUCGCUCUUAUCAACGAUAUCACCUCCGCUAUGCUGAGUGGUUGGGGCUCUGCAGUGCAAACUAAUGAUGAUGCGACCAAUGCCAUCCCUCAGCACACACACGGCAGCUCCACCUUAUCAUCAAUAUGCAGUAUGUGGAUCAUUUGGGUGUACCUGCGGUAUGUACGACACCAGAUAAAUUUUCCCCUUGAUGUAUUGGUGUACCCAGUUUCGCUUCGUCGCAUGGUGUGGAGGCUUGGAAACUUAUGUUCACAUGUCACACACUUAAUCUAUUCGGCCCUCUGGUCAACAACCGGUAAUGAUAAGAUGGAAAAUGUGCUGCCUACUGUUAACUAUGAAAAUAUAUCAACUGAUAAUCUGACUCUGCUGCCUGGCUCCACAGUUGAGGAAGCAGAGCGGCGGCGCGCCUCUGCCCUUGCAGCGCUGUCCCGCCGCCUCCAACAAAUGCGUGUUAGCUCAAAUGAGAUAAAUGAUGUGUUAUGAGAUAAAAAAUGUGAACAACUUUACAGAGGCAUGUUUAGCGAUGUAGGCACUUGCCUCUCCGACUCCCUGUGAGUGGAUACGGUUGUAACAAUGCGCGCUAUCAGUCGGAUAAAUGGUAUAGCGUCAUGGGAAAGAUAUAACGACGUUGUAUGUGAGAGUAUUGGGGAGCUCAACCAGAGGAAAAGGAGAUAAAUGGUAUUGGUAUACCUAAUUUUACAUCAAAGUGAUGUUAUCAUGUGCAUCCUUGUACUCAUAUUUUCUGGAUGAGAGUACGUGUUGCAACAUAUUACCGAACUAAGAAACUGAAACAGAGGUAGGAGUAUGGUUGCCUUUCUUUUUCUAUUCUGUUCCUGCACAUAAGAGGGCAGUGUCUGCUUAAA
Molecule: messenger RNA, 1476 nt
Organism: Phytomonas sp. Hart1
Lineage: Eukaryota; Euglenozoa; Kinetoplastea; Trypanosomatida; Trypanosomatidae
Source: the annotation of a GenBank genome assembly